This is a messenger RNA of Leptinotarsa decemlineata (Colorado potato beetle), 591 nucleotides long. RefSeq lists its product as uncharacterized. NCBI's taxonomy places the organism in Eukaryota, Metazoa, Arthropoda, Insecta, Coleoptera, Chrysomelidae. The record is from RefSeq and is a predicted model, not a curated record.
CACGCGUCCUUCCAUCCUGAAAACUCGAUGGGGUGCUAUGAACAAAACAUUGAUUUUCCCCAGUUACCUACAUUUUGCGCCACAAGAAAUGAUCGACCGAUUCUUCAUUGAAUAUUAUAUCAAUAAGUGGUGAUACGAGAUAAGAGAUUAUUUUUAAUAUGAUCACUGAAAACGAAAAUGGUCAGAAUCAUCCCAUUGUCAACGAAUUCAGCGUGGUAGUGACAGUUGUCAAGAUUGUGAUUUUUGCGAUAUUUUUGUUGCCCUUAGCUCAGUAUUCCAUAGAUAUGAAAACUGAUGGAAUAGAUCCAAAUUCGAUAGAAGUGAGUAAUAAUACCAUCACAACUGGUAGCAUAGUAAAUGUUGAACCCACGGUAAAUGUAAGUGAAAAAAUCAAGGCUGACUUUGUGAAGAGAAGGUUGCCUGCCCAACCAUCUUGUCCAACUUUAGAUAAAAUGAAAAUCUUGAAGGACAUUUGUGAGGAGUUGAGGAAAACACAUGAUAUUUGUACUCCUGAAGACAAAUUCAAACAAGAUCAACAUAAAAUUCCUGAACGGGCUUCUGUUAAAAACCACUUGAGAAAGGAAGCAGAGC